This is a messenger RNA of Amphiprion ocellaris (clown anemonefish), 5516 nucleotides long. RefSeq names its product interferon regulatory factor 4a (gene irf4a). The transcript is spliced from 8 exons. Bases 1021 to 2451 code for a protein of 476 amino acids. NCBI's taxonomy places the organism in Eukaryota, Metazoa, Chordata, Actinopteri, Pomacentridae. Gene Ontology annotation, biological process: regulation of transcription by RNA polymerase II; immune system process. The record is from RefSeq and is a predicted model, not a curated record. Gene Ontology annotation, molecular function: DNA-binding transcription factor activity, RNA polymerase II-specific; protein binding; RNA polymerase II cis-regulatory region sequence-specific DNA binding. Gene Ontology annotation, cellular component: nucleus.
UUCCUCAUGCUUUGUCAGUAUCCACACAAAUCUUACUCAAAUAGCAAAUUUACACUUAAAGACUAUAAAUGUUUCCAGUCAACCGUUUUGUAAGUGGAAAUUAGCUUGAACUUGCAGAUCUUUAGAAAAAUAAAAACAGGUGGGGAAACAUUUGUGUGAUGGUACAGGUAAUUGUUCCAUUCCAUACCGGUGUCUGCUCAGGGUGUCACUAGAGGGAUUCCCCACUGCAACAGUGUGUGGGUGCUGAGUUUCACAGAAACGAACGCCCAAAUGCUGUGCAUCUCCUUUUGAACCUCACACAGCCCGAGAGGCUCCUCCCUGCAACAAAUCAAGAUGUGAUAACAUUUAAGAAUAGGACCCCGAUAGCUUCAAAACAGAUUUCAGCGGCGGACGUUACACAUUCAAAGGUAGGCAGCAGCACUUUCCUUGAAAUGAAUGGCUAUAUUUUCAUCAUGAUAACUGAUAAAAAAUGAUUUAAUUUAUCGAAUAGAAAAUGCUUGAUGUCAGUCAUCAUCAUUCUGAAUAUUACAGAAACUACUUGUAAAUGUGCUAUUGAUCUGGUAAUCAUAUAACUCUUACUCACAAUUUUAUUAUACUCCAGCAUGUAUUGCAGUUGUGUUUAAACUCUAGAAGUAUUUAAUUUUAGCUACAAGUGAUGUUUUUAUUCAUGCAUGUAUCUAAAGAUGAGUCACAUUUCUUUUCAAUGACAGAAAAGAACAUCAGGCCAAACGUGAUUAAGAUAGUUACUCAUUUCUGCUGCCACCCCUGCAUCCUUAUCUUGUAAAUGAGCAUGGGCAAAAGGGGCAAAGCUGUUGCUUGACAAAAUAUAUUUAAAAUGAUUCCUAAUAUUGCUGCAGAGGAGAGGCUAUGUAGAGCUCUAAUAACUAAUUCAACAAAAAAUUGCAAUAAUGAUUAUUAUUUGGAACUGUUUAUAUUCUCUGGUUCAGGAAAGGACUAAGUCUUAGAGUAAAAAUCCAAAGCUAGACUAGAACUGCUCCUUGAUAUGUCCACAGUUCUGGUAUGUAUGCUGUUCUUUUAUUAUUACUUUAUUUUGCAGAGAUGAACCUGGAUGAGGACAGUGGCCUGUCAGUCAGUUGCGGCAAUGGCAAAUUGAGACAGUGGCUCAUUGAUCAGAUCGAGAGCAGGCGAUAUCCCGGCCUGGUUUGGGAAAACAAUGAGAAAACCAUCUUUAGGAUUCCAUGGAAACAUGCAGGAAAACAAGACUAUAACAGAGAGGAGGAUGCUGCACUCUUCAAGGCAUGGGCAUUGUUCAAGGGGAAAUAUAAGGAAGGUGUGGACAAACCUGAUCCCCCCACAUGGAAAACCAGACUACGCUGUGCCCUUAAUAAAAGCAAUGACUUUGAUGAACUAGUAGAAAGAAGCCAACUGGAUAUCUCAGAGCCGUACAAAGUCUACCAAAUCAUUCCAGAGGGAGCCAAAAAAGGCAUGAAGAUGAGCAGUAUGGAGGAGACGGCAUCACAUGUAAAUGCCCUCGGCUAUAUUCCUCCAUAUACGCCACUGCACAACCAGGUUCCCACUUUUAUGGUUUCUCAGGAGAGAAGGGACUGGAGAGAUUAUCACGCACCACCAGAACAGCAGCCUCUUCCUGCUACACAUCACCAUGGACCACAUGCAGAGCUGCAGUAUGGUCAGUGCCACUACCCUUCACCCAUCAGUCGAGCUUGGCCUGGCUCACACACAGAAAAUGGUUUUCAACUGUCCUUCCACACCUACUUUUCAGAAUCUCAAUCGUCUGUGUAUGCCAUGGACCACAACAAUGCUAUAACAGAUCUCAGCCUGCAUGUGUCUCUAUUCUACCGAGAGUCUCUAGUGAAGGAAGUUACCACCACCAGCCCAGAAGGUUGUCGGAUCACCUCUUCCUCCUCAUCCUCUCCAUCCUCUUCCUCCUCUUCUUCCCCGUGCCCAGAGGACAAGUUUCACAGUGGGGCAGAAAUCAUCCUUUUCCCUUUCCCAUACCCCGAGUCUCAGAGACAGGGUGCCGAGAUGCUUCCCAACAUACUGGAGAAGGGGGUGCUUCUGUGGAUGGCGUCUGACGGGCUGUACGCUAAGCGCCUGUGCCAGGGACGAGUAUACUGGGAAGGACCUCUGGCUCCAUAUAUGGAUAAACCCAACAAGCUGGAGAAGGAGCAGCCGUGCAAACUGUUUGACACCCAGCAGUUCCUUAUUGAGCUCCAAGAUUUUGCCCACAGUGGUCGCCAUUUGCCGAGACACCAGGUGGUGCUGUGUUUUGGAGAUGAGUAUCCUGAUCCACAGCGCCCGAGGAAGAUGAUCACAGCACAGGUGGAGCCAGUGUUUGCCAGGAAACUGGUGUACUAUUACCAGCAGAACAAUGGUCUCUACCUACGGGCCUAUGAUCACAUCCAGGAACAGAACACCUCCGCAACAGCUGACUACCCUUCCCAAAGACCGCUACAGCACAUUCAGGAGUGACAAGCAUUCAAACACACAUGCAGGAGGGCAUGAAUGUGAAGCUCUGUCCUUUUAGCAUGCCUUGUGACUGCGUUCUCAUGUACUGUACGGUAGAAACUGUCAUGGUUGCUAAGGAGGGGUAGAUAUGGGGAAGACCCUGUCAUUUUCACGUGCACACCUAUGCGUCGUAAUGUUUGUGUCUGGGACUGUGAAGUUACUUUUUUUUUUUCUACAAAUAUUAUUGUGAGAGUGUGAAGGAUGCGGUUUGAGGGUGGGGGGGAUGAAGGGAGCGGAGGGCAGCAGAGACAGGAAGUACUAGCACAGGUGCACAGGAAGAAUGGCCCCUUAGACAAAACACAGACACGUCGAAGGGACAAAACAGCAUGAAUGAAUAUUUAUUUUUCACAGGUAACAGUUGAUUAUGUGAUUAUUGCACUCACACUGCUUUUUCUACUUUUCCUUUUGACACGGCUGUCUCUGUGGUUCAAAACCUUUGUCACCUGCAGUACUUCGUAUACAAAGUCAAAAAUAUUUGCGUAGAAGACAAAGUGAACAGUAAACACUGUCAGUGCUUAGUCCACUUCCUUCUUCAGUUCAGGGCUGCAUUGCACAUGUAAACAGAAAAGGCAAAAGCCUGUGUUUAGCCUCAGUUGUACUUCAUUCUGGACCCUCAUACAGACAUCUGUGGAUAUUGACAGACCAUAGUUGUUGUAAGCAGCCAUGUAAUGUGUUCUGGUUGCAUCACAACUCAUUUUGAGAGACCGGCUGUCUUUUCGCCUGCUUCUCAUUUGCAAAAAGUUGAGGUCUUAGGUUACUUUAUGCAAAUCAAGGGCAUCUAACUACCAUUCAACACCUCUGGAAUCACUUGAAAAACUUUUGAAACAGCUAAUGCUAAUCUCCAUGGCUUAUUCCUGGCCUCAAAAGCGUUCAGAAACACAUUUCGACAAAAUGAGAGAAAGUUUCCAAGUAAGUUGCUAUGUUUGUUCGGUUUGAAAUCCAGGAGCUGACAGCCUACAAAUGAAGCCUUCGUCAAAUCAGGUGGAGUCAGUGUUUGCAAAGUUGUUUGAGGGUGUAGCCUACAUCUUUUAAGGUCUCUUGGAUGGCCCUGAUACAAAUUAGGCCAUUGAUUAGGCAAAUUAUACACUUUAGGCUGCACACAGAUGUCCAUUAAAAGGUUUGCACGGACAGAUUUGCGGAGAUGAUGAAAUUAAGUCUCACUGACUCUUGCACACUGACGGCAUCCACAACUGUCUUUCUCAACUCUCCAAGUCUGCGACAGUCUGGUAUACGGCUUAAUGGAAGACUAGGUGCAAUCCGAAAUUUGUGUCUGUGCAGUGACUACGCUACAAGGGCAGUGGUGUGCAUGUAAAGCAUACAUGAAUACAAGUAUGGAACAGAGUCCUCCUGGUAGACUCCAAGCAGACUAGACAGUAAUAUCAUGACCACAACUUCACAUCCAUGGUUCCACAGCUGUCCAUGUGCAUGUUUGCAAGGGAGUAUACUCAAGGCUGUAUAGUUUCUGCAUGUCCCAUUUUGUCAGGGUUCUGCAGGGGCCACGUGAUGUAAAUGUAGUUAUCUGCCCAUGUCCGCCAGAGUCUGCAUGAACACCUCAUUGGACAUUAGCCCAAAGUUUAUCAUAACUACGCUACAAGAGCAGUACAGCAAUUCCAUCUGACUGCAUGUAUGGAAUAGAGUUUUCCAAGUGGAUAGGAAGGUAGUAUAACUGUGCAUCUCUGAUGUCUGCAGCUGUCUAUAUGCUUGUCUGCCAGCGAAUAUGAUCAAGGUUUAAGGGGUCACCAGCUGAUUCUAGAAUAGUAAAAGUUUUUUUUUUUUUUUAAAUUGCUAGUGUCAAAUCUUUUCAGUGGUCUUUUUUUGAAACCGUUGCCUUGUUCUUGUGAAAUCCUGUAUAUUUUUUCUAUAAACUCAAUUGAUGAAACAACCUGCUUUGUGAUCGGGGUUCGCUAAAAAACAGCAGUUUGCUCAAAACCAUAUACAUAGUUUUGGAUAAGUGGUGUACAACACAUUAUCAGGGAGCAGCACUUGGUUCAUGUCCUGUAUCACUGACUGUGAUGAUCAGACUUGACCUUAUUGGACUGAAGAAGGUUGACGGAAAAACACACUCAUCCCACGACUUGCAUGGAAACCAUAGCUGUUCCUCUUGACCUGAAACUCGUGUCCUCACAAUUGGGAAGAAAAACUACCUUUGUGGUCUGUGUGCAGGUUCUGACAGGGACAAGUUCUAAGGUUCCCAUGGCUGACAUACUAAGCAGGCUCACACUGGAUGCAGUGUCCACUUAAAGCAAAGCCAUGAGUCUCACACAAUGACACGCUAUGAAUUUUGUGCGCAUUACGUGACAGAACAACAAAAUGAGUAUAGUGGAAUUUCUCAUGCUGUUGAAGUCCUAAAUGUUAAUGCUAAAGUAGGAGGGAUAAGGGUUUUGUUAUAUUUUUCUUCUGUGGUCCAGAGUUUCGAUCUCUGCAUUUACUUCCUUCACACUUAAACCACAUCACUUUCACAAUGGCUUGAAAAGUCUGACCAAAAUCACAGGCGGGAAUGUUUUUCUUUUUUCAUGAACCAUAAAUCCUCUUUCCCCUCAAACGUGUAGUCAGCCCCCUGAUUCUCUGCAGAGUGAAAUUUAGUUUCAUAUUACUUCACAGUCAGACAUUUGACUCAUUCACUAUCAAUCACUUUACUGUACAACUUACUGGUGUGUUAAACACUGUGUAUGUAAGUGUGUGCGCAGUAAAGGUCCAUGUGUGUGUAUGUGUGUGGGUGGAUGCAUGUGUGUCACACAGUUACGGUAUUACUGUUAUCAGGAAUUGACAUUUAUGGACUCAGGAUAAAACAUGUGACUCCCCCACCUACAACAUCAGUGACUCAAACACAGACACACACACACCGAUUUCACAUCACAGUUUACAGUUACAGUAAAACAUCCAGAGCAAACUACUGUACAGAGGCAACAAAAUUUGUAAUACACAUUUUCUGAGAAUUACAAGCACCAGACAUAAACAUGGAGAUUUUUUUUCUAAUAUAAAACUGCCGUUUGAGCAGAUUCGCUUUGAAAUAAACUCAUCUGAAACCA